AUGACCGAAAAGAUUUAUGCUGAGGUUUCAUCUCUCUCUCUCUCUCUCUCUCUCUCUCUAUCUAUCUAUCUAUCUAUCUAUCUAUCUAUCUAUCUCUCUCUAAAUAUUCUUUACCUUUACUUUCUUUCGUCCCUUUUUAAGCACUAUGUUUGUCAUUUUCCUAUCUGUUUGUCUAUCUAUUUAUCUAUCUAUCUAUCUAUCUAUAUCUAUCUAUUCAUAUCUAUCUAUCUAUCUAUCUAUCUAUUCUAUCUAUCUAUUCAUUCUAUAUCUAUUAUUCAUCUAUCUAUCUAUCUAUAUCCAUUCUUUCUCUCUCUAACUCUAUCAAUCUCAAUCUAUUCAUCUCUCUCUCUUUCUUUCUCUCUAUCUAUCUAUCUAUCUAUCUAUCUAUUUCUUUGCGUUUGUAUCUCUCUUCGGAUUUCCCUCCUUCUCUCAUGCCUACCUAUUCAUAUCUUUCUCUCAAUCUAUUCAUAUUUCUCUCUAUAUAUCUCUCACUUUUCCUUCGUCUCAGCCUGUUUAUAUUUUCUCUCUUUCCCUUCCCUCUUUCUAUCUCGUUCUCUCUCUUUCUUUCACUCUCAUUCUCUCUCACUCCUAACUAAUUAUAUUUCUUUUUUCUCUCUUUCGCUUUCCUUCUCUCUAUUACUUCUUCUCUGUUUUACAUAUUUACGUCCUUCCCUCUUUUUCUUUGUCUCGACAUUUUCCUAUUCUCUCUGCCUCGCUAUUUCACUCUGUUCCUAUUUCUCUCUAUCCCUUUUCUCUCUUUCUCUCUCUCUCUCUAUCUGUUUUUCUCUUGCUCUCCGUCUCAACCUGUUCAUAUUGCUCCUUCGUUCUCUCUCUCCUUUUUUUUUUCAUUCUCGCUGCCUCUCCUUCUCUUUCUCUGUCUCAGUCAUUCACAUUUCUCUCACACACACUCCUUCCCCAUCUCUUUCACUCUGUUCAUAUUUCUCUCACUCUCCCUGUCUUUCUCUUGCUUUCCGUCUCAACCUAUUCCUCUUUUCCUUUUCGUCUUCUCUCUUUUCCUCUUCCCCCUCUCUCUUUCUCUUUUUCUCUUCAUUCAUAUUUCAAUCACUCUCUUUCCCUUUCUCUUUCUAUCCUGAUCUCUUCAUAUUUUUCCCUCUCGUUCUCUGUCUUUGUUCCCCCCCAUCUCUCUCUCUCUCUCUCUCUUUAUCUCUCUCUCUCUCUCUCUCUACGUUCCUUUAUUCAUAUUUCUCUCUCUUCUUCUUCUUCGCUAUCUUUUUCUUUCUAUCCCAGUCUAUUCAUAUUUUUCCCUCGUUCGUUUUUUACUUCCUCUUCUUUUAUCUCUCUUUUCUCUCUCUCUCUCUCUCUCUCUCUGUCUCAUUCCAAAUUUCCUUCUCGCUCUUUCCCUUUUUCUUAUGCCUGCUAAACUCUCCCACUCUCUCUCUCUCUCUUAGUCGUUCAUAUUUCUCUCUUUUCUCCUCUCUCUCUCUCUCUCUCUCUCUCUUUUCUUUCUAUCCCAAUCUCUUUACACUUUCCCAUCUCGCACUCUCUCCCUGUUUUCCUUCUCUUUCUCUCACACUCACUCUCUCUUUCAAUCUUCUCUGUCCCAGUCAACAUUUAUUUCUCUCUCUCUCUCUCUCUCUCUCUCUCUCUCACUUUCUAUCCCAAUCUAUCUAUCUAUCUAUCUAUCUAUUCAUCUCACUCUCUCUCUCUCAAUCUCUCACCUUAUCUAUUUAUCUCAGUCUAUUCAUUUCUCUCUCUUUCACUCUCUCUCUUUCACCCUCUCUCUUUCUCUCUCUAUUUAUCUAUCUAUUCAUAUCUUCUUAUCAUUAUCUAUCUAUCUAUCUAUCUAUCUAUCUAUCUAUCUAUCUAUAUCUCUUUCUCUCUAACUCUAUCAAUCUCAAUCUAUUCAUCUCUCUCUCUCUCUUUCUUUCUAUCUCUCUAACUAUCUCAAUUGUCUUUCUCGUGAAAAUUUCCAACCUACCUGUAUACCUCCUCCGCCCUCGCCAAGUCAUACAUUAUCUUCUCCCUGCCCACCUCUCUACUUUGUGCCGUCUCCUCGCUUGUGCCCACCUACACACUUCACUCCUUUCCUUGUGUACAAAAGAGAGCGAGUCUUCGCGGGCCGUUACCAAGGAGGCUGCCUACAACGCGACUGCCAUCCUCAAUCUCUCACUCUCUAUCUAUCCCACUGCUCCUCUCCCUUCUCUUUUAGUCUCUCUCUCUCUAGGGAUGAUCUAUUCAUCUAUCUAUCUAUCUAUCUAUCUAUCUAUCUAUCUUAGUAUGUUCAUAUCUAUCUAUCUAUCUAUCUAUCUAUCUAUCUAUCUACUGCAAUGCCUCUCCCUUUCCCUUUUACUCUCUCGCUCUAUUUCUCUCUCACUUUAG
Molecule: messenger RNA, 2340 nt
Organism: Acanthosepion pharaonis
Lineage: Eukaryota; Metazoa; Mollusca; Cephalopoda; Sepiida; Sepiidae
Source: the annotation of a GenBank genome assembly